UGGCGCAAAUCACUUCAUACUUGGUUCUUAGAGCGAACACAUCGAGAAGCUGAAGCAAGAAACAAAAAAUCAAAUCAGCUAUAAAAAUACACAAGUUCGCCAGCCGGUAUCCAGCUGAAGAGGAAAAGAUAACACUCGAAUUGGCCUUAAAAAUGCAGUGAAAAAUGUGCAAAAAAUAAAUACAGCUAAAUUGUUAAACGAUCUAGUGGUUGCUAUAAGGAAAAAUAUAAACAUUCUCCUGUGAAAAACAUUCAGUUUGGUUGAAGCCAAAGAACAUAUCAUAAAAAUGGCAAGUGCUGUGCGUGGUGAAAGGUGCGGAAGGAGUCGCAUUAGAGAGCUCAUUUUGGUCCUGACAUUGGUCACGAUGUCCGGAAACUCGAGGGCCAUCCCUCUGGAUCCCUCAUUCUUUAUAGAGGGGGUGCAGUCGGAGGUGGUGAACCCAUUCAACCGCACCAUCCUCAACCGCUUCAACCUGACCGAGGAGCAGAUCCUGAGCAUCCAGAACCGCAGUAAUCCCAACAUGAGGGACUCUGCCGGCCAGACCUCCAAUCAACAGUUUCUUCAGCAGAUCGCCACUCAGCGUAAUUCCAGACUCAACGACAUCUUAAAGAACGUGCAAAAGGCCAUCUCGAAUGAGCCCAAUGGCAGCGUGUCCAAGGAGAAGGCCGGCUUUCCCAUCUGCAACGCGGAGACCACCAGUCCGCAGGAGUGGCCGGUGGGCAACAACGUGACGCUCACGUUCGCCAGCAGCGUCUUCACCUCCAACAGCGACGACCGCCUGAGCAGCGCCGUGCUCCGCCUCUACAAGAUCAAUCCCGGCCAGACCCGCGAUCAGAGUGGUGGUCAGGUUCCAGCUCAACCGGUCAGCACGGAGACCUCGGGCAGCCAGGCAGCCAAUUGUGCCGAACAGCCCCCUGUGGGUCCCCAGAUUCGAGUCACCGUCUCCAUUGUCCUCCAGCAGAGGAAGAAACGUAAGUUAGAGCGCAAGAAGCGCACCUGCAACACGGCCAUGCUGAGCAGCUCCUCCUCCGGCUGGGUGGAGAUCGACGUGAAGUGCGCCCUGGCCUACUGGGAGCAGCAGCAGCGGCAGGAGCAGCAGCACCGCCAGCAGCUCCGCCCGCAGCCCCAGCUGACCUCCAGCGUGGUGGGCACCCUGGUGAUCGAGGUCCACGACGACGAGGAGAACCCGCUCAAGCCGGGGCUCUACUUCGAGCCGCCCACUUGCGAUCAGGCAGAGGUUGCAGUCCCAUGGCGCGUUUACCGAACAGAACCGUUUAAGUCUCAUCUGGCGAGUUGGCCACUGCCAAGAAAACCAAGGUUAGACAUUCUGUUCAACGGCAGCAACUACAUGAAGAGCAUCUGCAACACACCCAAGAGCAGAGCGUACAUCGAGUCCACCACAUCCAACUCACCCACGAUCGACAACCAGCUGGACGAGAGCGGCGAGAUCGAGUGCCUGCACCACCGGCGCCAUCAUAACCAUAACCAUAGCCACGAGAUCGAGGCGGAGGAGCUGAUGUCCUCGGCGAGCAACAGCGAACAGCAGAUGGAGCCGAUCUCGAACCACCACCGACAUCGGACUGGCCACCAUCAUCCGCACCAGCUGCAUCAGCACCACCAGCACCACCAUCGCCACCCCAAGCACCAUAAGAUCCCCACCCACAAGCAGGAAUAGAGCUCCCAAUCAUCCACCCCAUAUACCCCCCAUUAUUCUCUCUCACCCACACUCAUGCUGGUCUUAUAAUAAUGUCUUGUUUUAUAUUUGUAACUUUAGGGCCAGUUGACUUAAUUAGUUUUUAGUUUUUGAUCGGUUUCCUUAUGACCUUAUUUUAAAUUCGUUGUAAGCUAAGCCAAUUUUCGGUCGAAAUUCGAUUUUAAUUUUAAAAUCUCUCUUAUAUUAGAAGCCUGUGAUUUAGAUGGGGUUGAGUCCGCACAUGUUUUGCUACAAAAAAUUGUUAGAACCUCAAGAGGAAAGCAAACCCGAAACAAAUUGAAUACGAUUUUAGGUAAUAUAUUUAGAUGGUAAACCGAAAUUAAUCAAUGCCUUAUCGAAGCAUUACAAUCCCAGACUUCUGCACAAUCCACUCGAAAAACCAGAAAGCCAAGGACGAACCAAAUCAAGCAUUUUCGAUUCCAUUGAUAAGCGAUUACAGUCCCCGGAAUACAGUUUUGUUACAUAAAUAAGUCACUAGGUUAAAAAUGCCUUUCUGCUAGCAACAGAGCACCCAGAGCAGCCGUAAAUCUCAAAAUUCCCCCGUUCGGAACCCAUUGUUCUGUUUUGUUUUUAAGAUUUUAUAAGAACCACAUUUUCAUUAAGGCAACAAAGCUAUCGAUGUAUAAUCCCUCACCACCAUCCUAACUAAGUGCAUUUGUAAAACGUAUUGCAAGUAUGAAUAAAAUAUGAGAAAUACAUAUAUUAAUAAAUAUAAGUCGCAAGCGUGUAAAGUUGCGAAUCAAAUAAGAA
Drosophila suzukii is the source of this 2464-nucleotide messenger RNA. It is a transcript of the gene ana, whose product is annotated as anachronism. Lineage: Eukaryota; Metazoa; Arthropoda; Insecta; Diptera; Drosophilidae. The record is from RefSeq and is a predicted model, not a curated record.